AUUCUAUUCUCUCCUCCUUCUAUAUAAGGAGGCAAUAUGAGGCAUAGAACCAUGAAGAAACAAUCCAUGGAGGCCAGGAUUCAACAAUCAAGAACAAGAGAAGAAGCAACGAUGAAGAGCUCUUUUUCUUCUCAAUGCCAAAUCUCCAAACCAUUUGAAGAAAAAGAAGAGGCUCAGGUUUUCAGCAGCGAGGAAGAAAGAGCUGUGGUUACAGAGAAUAAAUCUGCAGAAAAACUAGAGAGAAAUCAAUCCAUGGACAUAAAUGAAAGUGCAGAAGCAUUCAUCAAGAAUUUCAGGAAGCAACUUUUGAUCCAGAGGCUUGAAUCCAUUGAGAAUUACGAGAAAAUGCUGGAAAGAGGUGUUAAUUAAGUUGUGAUAUAUUAUAGAUUUGGAUUAUUUCAUCAUCUGUAUGAUUGAGAGACAAAACAUGUAUAAGAAUAUUAACAAUAAUAAUCAACUGGGUAAUAUGGGAAUUUCCUUUUUAUGUAUUAAAUAUUAUUUUUAUUUCCUCCA
This is a messenger RNA of Manihot esculenta (cassava), 513 nucleotides long. RefSeq lists its product as uncharacterized. Lineage: Eukaryota; Viridiplantae; Streptophyta; Magnoliopsida; Malpighiales; Euphorbiaceae. Bases 37 to 369 code for a protein of 110 amino acids. The record is from RefSeq and is a predicted model, not a curated record. The transcript has a single exon.